Messenger RNA from Penicillium angulare, 231 nucleotides. RefSeq lists its product as uncharacterized. The record is from RefSeq and is a predicted model, not a curated record. The coding region runs from base 1 to 231 and encodes 76 amino acids. Lineage: Eukaryota; Fungi; Ascomycota; Eurotiomycetes; Eurotiales; Aspergillaceae. The transcript has a single exon.
AUGUCUCAAUUGAAGGUGGGCUCAUUUGACUCUGAGCAGAUGGUGAACAAAGAUCUAGCUCUAGGCCCAUUCGGAAUUUAUCAACAUUUUGCGACAAAUCCAUUGAUAGAUGAUCAUGAAAUUGUAUUCACGCAUUCUGUCUUCGCCACUCGCAACAUCCUUGCUGACGACAAUUGGAAGGUAACGGCUAUUCUGGACUGGUCAUGGCCUGGAUAUUACCUAGAGUGCUGA